This is a messenger RNA of Budorcas taxicolor (takin), 1356 nucleotides long. RefSeq names its product tubulin beta 1 class VI (gene TUBB1). The transcript is spliced from 4 exons. Bases 1 to 1356 code for a protein of 451 amino acids. The record is from RefSeq and is a predicted model, not a curated record. Gene Ontology annotation, biological process: microtubule cytoskeleton organization; mitotic cell cycle. Gene Ontology annotation, cellular component: cytoplasm; microtubule. Gene Ontology annotation, molecular function: structural constituent of cytoskeleton; GTP binding; GTPase activity. NCBI's taxonomy places the organism in Eukaryota, Metazoa, Chordata, Mammalia, Artiodactyla, Bovidae.
AUGCGUGAGAUCGUACACAUCCAGAUUGGCCAGUGUGGCAACCAGAUUGGAGCCAAGUUCUGGGAGGUGAUUGGAGAGGAGCAUGGGAUAGACUGGGCCGGGAGCUACUGCGGGGACAGCGCUCUGCAGCUGGAGAGGAUCAGCGUGUACUACAAUGAGGCCCAUGGUAAGAAAUACGUGCCCCGAGCAGUCUUGGUGGAUCUGGAACCCGGGACCAUGGACAGCAUCCGAUCCAGCCGAGUGGGGGCCCUCUUCCAACCGGACAGCUUUGUCCACGGUAACUCUGGGGCCGGUAACAACUGGGCGAAGGGCUACUACACGGAGGGCGCCGAGCUGGUGGACAGCGUGCUGGACGUGGUGCGUGCCGAGGCCGAGGGCUGCGACUGCCUGCAGGGCUUCCAACUAGUGCAUUCGCUGGGCGGGGGCACGGGGUCGGGGAUGGGCACUCUGCUGCUGGGCAAGAUCCGCGAGGAGUACCCUGACCGCAUCCUGAACUCGUUCAGCGUGAUGCCCUCACCAAAGGUGUCAGACACUGUGGUGGAGCCCUACAAUGCCGUGCUGGCGCUGCACCAGCUUGUGCUCAACUCCGAUGCCUGCUUCUGCAUCGACAACGAGGCGCUCUAUGACAUCUGCUUCCGCACGCUGCGGCUCAGCACUCCCACCUAUGGGGACCUCAACCACCUGGUGUCCCUCACCAUGAGCGGCAUCACUACCUCUCUGCGCUUCCCGGGCCAGCUCAACGCUGACCUGCGCAAGCUGGCCGUGAACAUGGUGCCCUUCCCGCGCCUGCACUUUUUCAUGCCCGGCUUUGCACCGCUCACGGCCCAGGGCAGCCAGCAGUAUCGAGCGCUGACCGUGGCCGAGCUCACCCAGCAGAUGUUUGACGCCCGCAACACCAUGGCCGCCUGCGACCCCCGCCGCGGCCGCUACCUCACCGUGGCCUGCAUCUUCCGGGGCCGGAUGUCCACGAAGGAGGUGGAUGAGCAGCUGCUCAACGUGCAGACCAGGAACAGCAGCUGCUUCGUGGAGUGGAUCCCCAACAACGUCAAGGUGGCCGUGUGCGACAUCCCACCCCGGGGGCUGAGCAUGGCGGCCACCUUCAUCGGCAACAACACAGCCAUCCAGGAGCUGUUCGGCAGGAUUUCCGAGCAUUUCUCGGCCAUGUUCAAGAGGAAGGCCUUCGUGCACUGGUACACCGGUGAGGGGAUGGACAUCAACGAGUUUGCUGAAGCUGAGAGUGACAUCCAGGAUUUGGUGUCUGAAUACCAACAGUUUCAAGAUGCCAGAGCGGAUGUGGAAGAGAAGGAGGAGGUGGGGGCAGAAACAGAAGUGGAACCAGCAGAUAAGGAACAUUAA